Molecule: messenger RNA, 2439 nt
Organism: Aspergillus ochraceoroseus IBT 24754
Lineage: Eukaryota; Fungi; Ascomycota; Eurotiomycetes; Eurotiales; Aspergillaceae
Product: putative microtubule binding protein HOOK3
Exons: 5
Coding region: 1-2439 (812 amino acids)
Biological process (GO): cytoplasmic microtubule organization; cytoskeleton-dependent intracellular transport
Cellular component (GO): centrosome; cytoplasm
Molecular function (GO): dynein light intermediate chain binding; microtubule binding
Source: RefSeq, a predicted model, not a curated record
AUGGCCUCGGAGCAUACCAUCACCCAAGCCUUAUUGGAAUGGAUCAAUAGUUUCGCUCUGGGCAAGACGAUCCGCACGACAGAAGAAUUGUCUGACGGAACUAUCAUCUGGGAGAUUUUACAAGACAUCGACCCGCAGUAUUUCCUGGAUGAGAUCCCCGAACAAAGCCCGUCUGACCACUGGGGUUCGAAGUGGCAGAAUCUAAAACACAUACAUAAACUUCUAAUCAACUAUAUUCGACAGCAACCUGAUGGUUUGCCUUCUGGGCUGGAUCCGGAGCCGAACCUCGAGCAGUUUGCGAAAAAGAACUCGGUUAAAGAUGCCAACAAACUCCUGAAACUCCUCCUGAUCGCCGCCAUCCGAUCCCCCAACGCGCAAACCUACGUGGAGACCUUACAGACUUUGAGCACGCCCACACAGGAGGGCUUGAAAAAUAUCUUUGAGGAGGCUCAGAAUGGCGAGCUUGAACCUCUGGAUGGGGCUGACGAAGCUCAUGAGGCCAGGGAUACCACCGCGGUUGUUGACCCCGAGCUGAAGUUUGAAGAGCAGAUGGGGAAUUUGGUAGCGGAAAACCAUCGUCUAACCCGGGACAAGGGUGAUAUGCAGAAGCAGCUGGAUGAAAUGAAUUCCCGCUUGGUGCGCCUCCAGGAGAACAAUGAAACCCUACAGAGUCGCCUGGCAACAACAGAGGAUCGGUUAAUAAGCUUGAAAUCCGGAAAGGGUGAUAUAGGGCCUGGCGCAAAAGGGAUCGAAUCGAAAUAUCGCCAACAAGAAGAGGUCAUUGCGAACUAUGAGGAGAGAUUGAACUCAACCCAAUCCGAGGUUGAUACGUUACGCAUGACCGCGGAGUCCCUCCGGGCUAAAGCUGAGCGCGUUCAGAGCCUUCAGGAUGACUACGACGUACUUAGAAGGGAAAGAGACCAGCUUUCCCGAAAAGCCAAUGCGGCGGAAAAGUAUCGCCAAAAGUUGCAGGCCAGCCAGGACUUUGAGAAGGAGAACCAAUCCCUCAAGAACCAGAUUCAAGAUCUCCAGCAGCAGCUCAAGGAAGCUGAUUCGCAGCAAAGGUGGACCUCAGAGCACGAGAUUGAAUUAGAAGAAUAUAGGCGCAUCCUACCUCGGAUUGAACAGGAGUGCAGCGAAAUACAGAACUUGAAGAAACAGCUUGAAUUCAACAACCACGCCCUGACAGAGCGACUACGCAGUGCAGAAGAACAGCACGAGCGGGAUGAUGCGCUAAUCGGUGAGCUGAGGGAGCGAAUCCGGGACUAUGAAGGUUCUCCGGGUAGUCCGUCUCUUACUCCAGGCAGCACAACACCAAGGCUACAAGGAAAUCUACAAAAAGAUUUCGAAGCCUUGGGGGUUAAAGAGUCGAACCUGUGCGGCCUAUCACCUAACCCCACAUUGUCCGACCUUUCACUAACCGGUUACAGAAAAUCCGAGGCCGAUGAUUCAAGAAAGGAAGUGGAAUCUUUGAAAGAGCAGCCGAGAUCUGUACGGUUCACUCCUCGACACAAUACUUUUAAUCGCCGAUUAGCUGACGAAAACCAGAGUUCCCCUCCAAUUGAUGGCUUCUCGGAAGCCUUUGCAGAAACAUUACGGCUUUCUAAAGCCGGUUCUUCUCAAGGUGAUGAAUACUGGAGACUGUAUGACCAGUACACAUCGACUGUCAAGAAGCUGGCGGAAGUUCAGGACAGCCUCGAUGCGAGCAGGAAGACGCUCCAAGAUACAUUGGCGGACGUAUCCCUCGCCGGCAAGGAGAAGCUCGACUUGAUCAGCGAAGUCAAAGAAGCCUGUAGAACUGAAACGGACGAUAUGCGCACGGACCUACGCGAAGCCACAGACCGGAUUUCUGACCUCCAAACUGAACUCAACGCUACUCAUACAUUGACUGGCAUAGUCUGUCAUGAGCGGGAUGAUCUUCGAAAGAUGCUUGAUCAGAACCAGGCGGAACUGCGUGCGGAAGAUCAAGAGGCUGCCGAAGAGAUGAAGAGGCUGCUUGCAGAACUUACUGCACAAGACGGCGGCGUUGAGAAUGAAGCUUCGCAGAAGUCCGUCGUGGAACUCAUAAAACAAGUUGCCCAGCAAAUUGAGAACAAUCUAGAAAGGCUUGCGAAGCGUGCAGAGUACAUCCACCAACAAAACGAACACAUCAAAUUUCUCCAAGACCGAAUAAGCCAACUAGAAGAAGAAGCAUCUGCUGCAGCUGCCAACAACACAGAGGAUAGCAUCACCAAAGAGCGAGAGCUCGAGCUUCAAAAGCAAAUCGAUGCUUUAACCCGUGAGAUCGCACUCAUGGGCUCCUCAUGGUACGAGCUGCAAAGCAAACUCCAUAAUAACGCCAAUGUCACUAUUUCCAGGUACCGGUAUAGUCCGGCUAGCUUAGCAGAUGCCCAGAAGGGCUGGCUAGCUAGACAAAGAAGCGCAGUCGCUGGUCGAUAG